Molecule: messenger RNA, 1002 nt
Organism: Auanema sp. JU1783
Lineage: Eukaryota; Metazoa; Nematoda; Chromadorea; Rhabditida; Rhabditidae
Source: the annotation of a GenBank genome assembly
AUGGCUGAUUCAGAGAAGCUUAACCUAGACAAUAUUAUUGCGAGGUUAUUGGAAGUGCGAGGGUCCAAACCAGGCAAGAAUGUUCAACUCACAGAAAACGAGAUCAAAGGUCUCUGCAUGAAAUCUCGCGAAAUUUUUCUGAGCCAACCUAUACUAUUAGAGCUCGAAGCACCAUUAAAAAUUUGUGGUGAUGUACACGGACAGUACUAUGAUCUGCUGCGACUGUUUGAAUAUGGAGGUUUCCCUCCCGAGUCUAACUACUUAUUCCUUGGAGAUUAUGUCGACAGAGGAAAACAGUCUCUUGAAACAAUCUGUUUAUUGUUGGCUUAUAAAAUAAAAUAUCCUGAAAACUUCUUUUUGCUUCGUGGUAACCAUGAAUGCGCAUCCAUUAAUCGUAUUUAUGGUUUUUAUGAUGAAUGUAAACGUCGUUACAACAUUAAGUUGUGGAAAACUUUCACUGAUUGUUUUAAUUGUCUUCCCGUUGCUGCUAUUAUUGAUGAAAAAAUUUUCUGUUGCCACGGAGGUCUUUCUCCUGAUUUGCAAUCCAUGGAGCAGAUUCGUCGGAUUAUGAGACCAACUGAUGUUCCGGACCAAGGACUUUUAUGCGAUCUUCUCUGGUCAGAUCCAGAUAAGGACGUAACUGGCUGGGGCGAAAAUGACCGAGGUGUUUCCUUUACAUUUGGACCUGAAGUUGUUGCUAAGUUCCUUCAUAAACAUGAUCUCGAUCUUAUUUGCCGUGCACAUCAAGUUGUUGAAGACGGAUAUGAGUUCUUUGCCAAAAGACAACUUGUCACGCUCUUUUCUGCCCCAAAUUAUUGUGGAGAGUUUGACAACGCUGGCUCCAUGAUGACAGUCGAUGAAACUUUAAUGUGCUCUUUCCAGAUUCUUAAGCCAGCUGAUAAGAAAAAGUUCGCUUACGGAUCAGGAGGGGCUAACCGACCCAUAACACCUCCUCGGGGUGGAGCACCUGUUGCUGCUCAAAAAAAAGGCGGUAAAAAGUAG